Apis florea (little honeybee) is the source of this 2035-nucleotide messenger RNA. It is a transcript of the gene Atg13, whose product is annotated as Autophagy-related 13. Gene Ontology annotation, cellular component: phagophore assembly site; Atg1/ULK1 kinase complex; cytosol. Gene Ontology annotation, biological process: piecemeal microautophagy of the nucleus; mitophagy; autophagosome assembly. Lineage: Eukaryota; Metazoa; Arthropoda; Insecta; Hymenoptera; Apidae. The record is from RefSeq and is a predicted model, not a curated record.
CAAAAAUGUAUUUUUUAUUCUUUCUAUUUUUCUUGUUUUAAUCAUAAAUUAUAUUUAACAAAAUGAACUUACUUCUGACUCAGCAAAUUAGUAAUUAUAUAUUAUUCAUGUGAACGCUUCUUAUGUUAAGGUAAUUGCUAUACGAAACACGAUCGAUCUUACAGUGUGUCAUAAAAAUAGUGAAAUAAAAACUAUAUUCGAUAUUACUAUCGUUAUACAUUUCUUCGAGAAAAGUGAUAUUCAGAUUGAUCAAUUAAUUCGAAUAAAAUUUUCGAAUUUGUUUCUAUAACUAAUCUACGAAAAACAAGAUUCUAAUUAAUAGAAUCAACCUAAUAUCUAUCGUCUGCCACGCAGCUGUUGUAACAUAAUGCAGCGAUAUGAUGUUUAUCCUGUUGUCAAUUAUUGUUUUUUGGUUGGAAUAUCUGCAUUAACAAAUCAUAGGAAAAAAAACAUCAUUUGCUAAUUCAAAUGCAAUGGUUUACACAUAUGAAUGUCAAAAACUAUCUCAUCAUGUAGUUUUACAAACAAAAAGAGAUGCUUUGGCAUAUUCAAAAUUUUAUAAAGUUUAGUAGAAUUGGAUAUUUUUGAGCACAUAUCUGUGUUUUAUUGAAAGAAAUUUCAUAAAAAUAUAAUUAAUAACAUUAAAAUGUCCACAUUAAAGUUGAGCAUGCAAGAUAAAAAGGAUUUGGAUAAAUUUACCAAAUUUUUGGCAUUAAAAGCUGCUCAAAUUAUUGUGCAGUCGAGGUCAGGUGAAAAGGUUAGCACAAAGUGCAAGCCAAAUUCAUCUGGAACAGAUUGGUUUAAUCUUGCUAUUCAUGAUCUACCAGAAGUUUUGGCUGAAGCCAAAAGAGUAUUAUGUGGAGAAAUAAUAAAUUCAACCAUACCUCUUUGUAUUGAAAUUUCAUUAAGAACCGUUGAAGGUGAUACAAUGGUUUUAGAAACAUGGAGCCUAGGUGUUUUGCCAGAGCAUAGUGAUCCCACUGUAAGAGUAACUUACACAGUAUAUAACAGAAUGGGUAUUUUACUCAAAUCAUUAUUAUCUGUAUCAAGAAUUACUCCAGCUUAUAAAUUGAGUAGAAGACAAGGUCCAGAUUCCUAUGUUAUUUGUUAUAGAAUUUAUAUGGGAGAACCUCAGCUACAUACAUUAGGUGAUAAUUAUAAACAUGUUAGAGUGGGUCAGUUGUGUACACCAGUGGGGACAAUUCAUUUAUCAGUAUCAUAUAGAACAAAAAUGACUAUAUCUCCUACUCAUACUGGGCGUGAUUCAAUAAUGUUAAAAAGUGAUCAUUUUCAUUCUGACUUAAGUCCUCGUCAUGCUAGAUAUCAACAAAGUGAAGAAACUUCGAAAUCCCUUAGUGAUACUAUUAAAGUUGGAGCAUUUGUAGUCAAUAAACCUGUUACUGUUAAUGAAGAGAACUUUGUUAUACCAGAUGUACCUUUUAGUUCUUUACUAGCUCCUAGACAAACUUCACCUCCUCCAGUCUCAGCAGCAGAGACUACAUGUACAAAGACUGCAACAACAAAUAUUACCACAGAUAGCAGCAAUGGAAAUAAUGAAAGACUUACAAAUGAUAAUGCAACGUCGAAAUGCAACUCGCAAAAUGGAUCAAGAAGAAGUAGUUGCUCAAUGGCUAGUGCCAACGACGAUUUUAUCAUGGUAGAUUUGAAAACGCCUUUCGCCGUUACAAAUACUAAUAGCGAUUUAGGAGCAUUUUAUCGUGAAUGUCAAAGUGCACCUCAACUUCAAGCCUUUAUGGAGGAAAGAACACUCGCAGAACAAGUAGGAGAUCUUACAAAACAGUUGGAAACAUUUGAAACUAAUAUGCGGCGGUAUGAAGAUAUUCUGUCAUCAUUAUGUCAAACAGAAAAUAAUAAUUAAUCAAAAUCAAACGAUACAAUGUUAGGUGCUUUAAUGAAAACUGUUAAUAUAUACAACCAGCAUAUAGUGUUUCGUUAUAGAUUUAUGCGAUUUUCAUUAUAUGCAUCACAAUAUUUCAACAAAAAUAUUUCAAUAAAAUUUUAAGCCAAGUGCUAC